Molecule: messenger RNA, 745 nt
Organism: Arachis ipaensis
Lineage: Eukaryota; Viridiplantae; Streptophyta; Magnoliopsida; Fabales; Fabaceae
Source: RefSeq, a predicted model, not a curated record
ACAACAGUGGGCAUCCGAAUUGAGCAAUGUCCACCAGCAACAUGCCUCAAGGCUCCUAUGAAGAGAUAGCUUCCAUCGAGCACAUCCGCGGCCUAAUCGCUGAAGCACGCAGAGACAUCCCGGAGCGCAUCUCAUUGCAGAGAGAAUGAGGCAAGAAUGCUGGGCCGCCAAAAACGCGGAUGAGGUCACCAGGCUCAUAAGCAACACACGGGGAAGGGGAGCAGUCGACGAGAUGGUGCCGGAUCGUGACUGGAGCAAGGUCGCCGUUUGGAGGAGCCGCCAAGCAGCUCUAUGUCAACUAUGCAAAGAGCUAGAGCGACCAGCUCCCUAUUACCAGAUCCAAACACGAGACUUCACCAUUGUGGGAGUUGUUCACAGGUUCUUCAUCCUCAUUCCUCCGGGAACGCGCACAGGUGCUCUCUCUGCAGUCGGCAGAUUCUCCACGGACCCCCACCUUACCCGGGAAGAUGGCGCGUCGGAGAUGAUACGGCUAUUACUGGAGAUUUCUGGUAAGCACCUUGAUGACUACAACUACGAUCUCCUUGACGAGUCCCUCGCAGUCAACUAUGAUCUACAAUGGGAGAUCGGGGCGGUGAAAUCCAGCGAUUGGGAGCUUCGUUCCUCAUACAGGUAUGUCCUCCGGUGUAACAACCCGGAGUUGGUCGACUCUGACUCUGACUCUUCGUAAUAAUGUGGGGAAGUACCAAUAUAACCAACCAUGCCUCGAAACACAAUAGCCAAACUG